This is a messenger RNA of Chelmon rostratus (copperband butterflyfish), 839 nucleotides long. Its product is annotated as DELTA-stichotoxin-Hcr4a-like. The transcript is spliced from 3 exons. NCBI's taxonomy places the organism in Eukaryota, Metazoa, Chordata, Actinopteri, Chaetodontiformes, Chaetodontidae. Gene Ontology annotation, molecular function: channel activity. Bases 152 to 706 code for a protein of 184 amino acids. The record is from RefSeq and is a predicted model, not a curated record. Gene Ontology annotation, biological process: monoatomic cation transport; pore complex assembly; cytolysis in another organism. Gene Ontology annotation, cellular component: pore complex.
GGCGUAGCUGUGGGUGGAGACGGUUAUGGGCGGGAUUUAGGUGUCACACAUUGCCCAACAAGAAACAUCUAAGGAGUGAACCCGCUGUUUCAGAGCUGGUAUUACCUGAGCGAGCAGCACACCUGUGAUCCGGACAGCCUUCAGCAGCAGGAUGAGUGAAUCAGCAGAGGCUGUGGCAGCUAACCUCAAAAGCCGGAGAAAUGUCACCAUCGAGAUCACCAACGUCACCAACAACUUCUGCCUGAUUGACCCCAAGGUUUACCUGAACAGCGGCAACUGCCACAGCCCACCCCAGCCCACCGUGCGACCACUGAAGACUGAGGUGUGCAACUUCAGCAAGACCAGCGCCAAAGCCUCGGGUGCAGUGGGCGUCCUGACCUACGAUGUGUUUGAGAGGAACAGCAAAGGCGCGAAGGAGUCCAUCGCUAUAAUGUUCUCUGUGCCGUACGACUACAACCUGUACCAGAACUGGGUGGCCGUGGGAAUCUACGACAAGGGCAAAGAGUGCGACGAGAGUCUGUACAAAGAGAUGUAUUACAACAAGGAGCAGCGGGGCUUUGUGCGGGCGGAGGCUCACGGCAGCUGCCUCAUGUAUGAAGGCGAGCAGCUGGACAUCCUGUGCACCAUGUCCCCUAUGGGCAGGGCCAUUAUGAAGGUGGAGCUGUGGGACAAGCUCUUCACUCCAAUCACACAGCAGGCUUUCUAAGGCUCAUGAUGAUUUUUUGUCCCAGUAAUCAAGUUUGACACACCAGUGUGUAGUGUUAGCAUAUGUUUAGCCCUUAUACCUGUGCUUUUGUUACCAUCUGUUCAUGCAAUAAAGAGUCUGAUAUGCGUAAACA